AUGAUGAUGAUGCAAAUCGACUCUUCGUCGCCGUCCUCGUGUUCCGAUUCUCUGGACGAGCCGUCGAGUUUAUCCAUGCUUUUCGAGGUGCCUUUGAACUUUCUGCCGACGUGUCAAGUUUGUGCUCAACCGGCUCACGGAAACCAUUUCGGAGCGAUCAGUUGUCGCGCGUGUGCCGCGUUUUUUCGGUGAGCUUUCUAGGUUUAGGUCAUCUAGGUUGAACAGUUUGUUUUGCACAACCGUCGAAUGUUUCAGAAGAGCGGCGACCGGCGCGAAAACCAUCUACAAAUGCAAAAAAGACAAUAGUUGUGAGAUUUGGAGGAACGGACGGUUCUCGUGCAAAAAGUGUCGACUUGUGAGGUGUCAGGCAGUUGGAAUGGACCCGAAUAGUGAGGAAACUGAUCGAUUUUCGAGUAAUCUUCAACUAUAUCUUCUAGAAUUUCAAUUCGAUCGUGAUCCCAUAUCGACAACCGAACAAUUCACGAAUACAAAGCAGGGAAAGCGACAAAUAUUGUGGGCCAACUUGCCGGAGGUACUCCUACACACUCUCUCAACUAUUAUCCGAUUCUUUAAACCCGUUCCAGACAGUCGAACACUUUCUGUGCCGUCCCCACUUCAUACUGUUCAUGGAGCCCACUUCUUCGAUGUUCUCCGACAAAAACUUUAUCGAUUGUCAGUAUCUCAUUGAAAAAGCGUGCGAUUUGUUGGCUCAAGGCGCCGCGAAACCGAUUUUCGCGAAGAAUCACUUGGAAAAACUGGCGUUGGGCUUGAAUUUGGUGCGAGAUCAGCCGAUCACGGAGGGCGAGAUGCAGGUGAUUCGCAAGUUGGGAAAAGACGAAGCGAUGACUUUCUGGGAACGGGAUUUUUUGGCGGUCGCCAGGUGGCUCACCUACUUUGACGAUUUCCACGAACUUCCGCAUGCCCAGCAGGUACCUUAUUUGUAAAUUCUUCGAAUAUUUUGCAUAGGCUGUUUUGCAGGUCUCACUCCUCAAAGCAGUGUGGCACGUGUGGGGACGGUUGGACAAACUGGCACUGACGGCUGUGGGACGACGCAGGAAUUUGUGCAAGGAUAAGAUGGUCAUGCUGGGCUACAAUUCUCUGAUGGAUGUGAAGAAUGUCGAGCUGGACAUCUCCUGGUUCACCAAGUACAAGAAGGAGCAGUUGGGAUUGUGAGCAUAUUUUUAAUUCAAAGGACCAGGAAACCCUACUAGUUUUUGUGUCUGUCUGAUUCAUCUCAGGGCUUGCUGUUUCUUUAGUUUCUUUAAAAGUUGACCGAAAGUAGACUACAAGACACUAUAAUACUUCAGUUUUUUCGACGAACUUGAAGACUUCAUGAUGACCGAAAUGCUCAACCCCUUGAUGGAACUUGAACCGACGGACAUCGAGUUGACCUACAUGCUGUGCCAACUAUGUUUCCAUUACGCCGGAAAACGGUUUGAGGGUGAAAUGCGAGAUGUGAUGGAGAAGUUCCAAGAUACUCUCGCCAACAAUCUACACGAUUACUAUGUGAACGAACUGAGAAUGCCCAGAUAUUGUGGACGAUUGAAUCAAAUGCUCAAGAUUAACAAUAUGAUUCAGGUAAGUGUAACGCUGCGUCCAAAGUCUCGCAAAACCCGCAAAUCUCGCGGAUUUUGCAGUCCAAAGUCGGCAGAACUUUGCGGCAAAUCCGGGGUGCGCACACAGCUGAACGAGUGUUAGCGUACACCAUAAAACUACGGUAUUUUUUGAAAUUUUUUUUGAAAUUUUUGGAGAAUAUUUGCAAUUUUUCAAAUUUCUUGAGUAAAUUCUCAACGAUACUUCUUGAAAAAAUUUAAAUUUCUCGAGAAUAUUUGCAAUUUUUCAAGUUUCUUGUGUAAAUUUUCAAAAAAUACCGUAGUUUUAUGGUGUACGGUAACACUCGUUCAGCUGUGCGCACCCCGGAUUUGCCGCAAAUUUCUGCCGACUUUGGACUGCAAAAUCCUCGAGAUUUGCGGGGUUUCCGAGACUUUGGACGCGGCAUAAUGCUGCCAAAAAAAAAAAAAAAUGAAAUGCAUUUUGAACAACCGAUUUUUUCAGAGAGACAUUUGGGAGAAACGUGCGAAACACGAGAUUGCCAAAGUGUUCAACGUGUUUUGUGUGGAAUUCUCACAUCCGGAAAUGUUCCAGGAUUGUGCGUCUUAA
Messenger RNA from Caenorhabditis sp. 36 PRJEB53466, 2160 nucleotides. NCBI's taxonomy places the organism in Eukaryota, Metazoa, Nematoda, Chromadorea, Rhabditida, Rhabditidae. The record is from the annotation of a GenBank genome assembly.